UCGACGUGUAUUUCAGUAAUAUUGCUUGUGGUCACACACCGACAAAUAAAACAGUGUUUACCACAUAUAAAUUCACACACAAAAAGAAUCUCACACAACACAUUGACAGCAAUUCGUGCAUUGACAUUAACAUCACAUCGAGAGCAGCCGAAAAAAGCAAAGCAAGAAAGAAGGCAACAAAAAAAAUAGAAAUUCCUCAGUAACUGCUGAGCGGCGGUUUGACUAAUUCGAUAGAUAAAUAUUAUAUUGUUUGCUGGGCAGUCACUGCCACAGUUACAUUGUAUCGCUGCGACGCCGACGUCGUCGUCGACACGUCAACAGUAUUGAACUUGGCAUCGAAUUGUUUGUAAGCAAAGCCGCUAUUUAAGAAUCAAAAUUAAGAAAGAUGCGUGUGAGCAACAUACGCAGCGGACGGAUUUGCCGCCUUGUGCUUUGUCUGCUGGUCAUCUUGCCGCUGCUCUAUCUGCUGGCCAACUGGAGUGACCAUCACAAGCGUGUCCAGGAGGCGUAUCACAUGCGCUUCGGCGGUCCCAAAUUCAGUCAUCAGCGUCUCGAGAAUCGGCCACGUGAACAGCCCAAGUUGGUGGAAGGUCUGGGUAACUUUGAGCCCAAGGAUCUGAAGCCACGCACGGGUCCAGGAGAGAAUGGCGAUGCUCACACGCUGUCGCCGGACAAGAAGAAUGUGGCGGAUGCUUCAGAGAUGGAGUAUGGCAUGAAUAUUGCCUGCUCCGAUGAGAUAUCGAUGCAUCGUGCAGUGCGCGAUACGCGACUCGAGGAGUGCAAGCAUUGGGAUUAUCCAUAUGAUUUGCCCACAACAAGUGUGAUUAUUGUAUUCCAUAAUGAGGGCUUCUCGGUGUUGAUGCGCACCGUGCAUUCGGUUAUUGAUCGUUCCCCCAAGCAUGUGCUGCAUGAAAUCAUUUUGGUCGAUGACUUCUCCGAUAAGGAGAAUCUACGCACUAAACUGGACGAUUACGUUGUGCAGUUCGAUGGCCUGGUCAAGAUCAUACGCAACAAGGAGCGCGAGGGUCUCAUUCGAACACGUUCCCGAGGUGCCAUGGAGGCGACAGGCGAGGUCAUUGUCUUCCUCGAUGCGCAUUGCGAGGUGAAUCUGAAUUGGCUGCCACCGCUGCUGGCGCCCAUCUAUCGGGAUCGCACAGUGAUGACGGUGCCCAUCAUCGAUGGCAUCGAUCACAAGUCCUUCGAGUAUCGUCCCGUCUAUGGCAGUGACAAUCAUUUCCGCGGCAUCUUCGAGUGGGGAAUGCUGUACAAGGAGAACGAGGUGCCGCGCAGGGAGCAGCGUCGUCGUGCCCACAACUCGGAACCCUAUCGUAGUCCCACACACGCCGGCGGACUGUUUGCUAUCAAUCGCGAAUACUUCCUCGAGCUGGGAGCCUACGAUCCCGGUCUGCUGGUCUGGGGUGGCGAGAACUUUGAGCUGAGCUUCAAGAUUUGGCAAUGUGGAGGUAGCAUCGAAUGGGUGCCCUGCUCCCGUGUGGGUCACGUCUAUCGUGGCUUUAUGCCGUACAAUUUUGGAAAGCUGGCGAGCAAGAAGAAGGGUCCAUUGAUCACGAUCAACUACAAGCGUGUGAUUGAGACCUGGUUCGAUGAUACACACAAGGAAUUCUUUUACACACGCGAGCCACUCGCGCGCUUCUUGGACAUGGGCGAUAUCAGUGAACAGCUGGCGCUGAAGAAGCGUCUCAAUUGCAAAUCCUUUCAAUGGUUUAUGGAUAACAUUGCCUACGAUGUCGUCGAUAAGUUCCCAGCGCUGCCCGCUAACUUGCAUUGGGGUGAACUGCGUUCCGUGGCCUCCGAUGGCUGCCUCGACUCGAUGGGACAUCAGCCGCCUGCGAUUAUGGGUCUCUCCUAUUGUCAUGGCGGUGGCAACAAUCAGCUGGUGCGUCUGAAUGCCGUUGGCCAGCUGGGCGUCGGCGAACGUUGUGUGGAAGCGGAUCGUCAGGGCAUUAAGUUGGCCGUCUGUCGAUUGGGCACUGUGGAUGGACCCUGGAGCUACAAUGAGCAUACCAAACAUCUGUUGCAUCGUGUGCACAAAAAGUGCAUGGCAUUGCAUCCGACGACGCAACAAUUGUCGCUGGGACAAUGCGAUGUCAACGAUGGCUAUCAGAAGUGGCUCUUCAAGGAGAUACGUCCUCAUUGGUAGAGCAGCAUCUGAAAUGAUGUUGAUGAUGAGAUCCCAGCCAGGCGUUAAAGCAAUAUCUACACAAAAAGAAGGGUUUCAAAAGCAAACGUGCACCGGGGGAUUGUGAUGAUGAUGAUAAUCGGGGGUCGGGGGAAUUUCGUAAGCGUGAUG
Messenger RNA from Drosophila nasuta, 2311 nucleotides. RefSeq names its product N-acetylgalactosaminyltransferase 7 (gene Pgant7). The record is from RefSeq and is a predicted model, not a curated record. Gene Ontology annotation, biological process: protein O-linked glycosylation. Gene Ontology annotation, molecular function: polypeptide N-acetylgalactosaminyltransferase activity. Gene Ontology annotation, cellular component: Golgi apparatus. The transcript has 4 exons. Lineage: Eukaryota; Metazoa; Arthropoda; Insecta; Diptera; Drosophilidae. Bases 386 to 2161 code for a protein of 591 amino acids.